Dunckerocampus dactyliophorus (ringed pipefish) is the source of this 4165-nucleotide messenger RNA. RefSeq names its product zinc finger and BTB domain containing 32 (gene zbtb32). The coding region runs from base 59 to 1393 and encodes 444 amino acids. Gene Ontology annotation, cellular component: nucleus. Gene Ontology annotation, biological process: regulation of transcription by RNA polymerase II. Lineage: Eukaryota; Metazoa; Chordata; Actinopteri; Syngnathiformes; Syngnathidae. The transcript is spliced from 5 exons. Gene Ontology annotation, molecular function: DNA-binding transcription factor activity, RNA polymerase II-specific; protein binding; RNA polymerase II cis-regulatory region sequence-specific DNA binding. The record is from RefSeq and is a predicted model, not a curated record.
CAGAGCGAGGAGACUCUCCAGACUUCAAAUUCUAAGAACAUUACAACUCACUUCAGAAAUGAUCCGACUCAACAACGCACAAUAUUUCCACUUCCUGCACCGGGCCGACGCCUUACGUCGCUCGGGUUCAUUAUGUGACGCCGUCAUCUCCGUCAACAAUCAAACUUUUAGGGCUCAUCGUCUGGUGCUGGCUUGUGCGAGCACCAAACUUGCACAGAGCCUAGACCAAGAAGAGCCAGACCACCAGGUCCACUGCACGCUGGAGGAUCUCUCACCCAGAACCUUCCAACAGGUCCUGGACUUUGCCUACACGCAGACUUUGGAGGUGUCUGUGGAUGACCUGCAGAGGCUACUCUCAGCCGCUCAGAUGUUGGAGAUGCGAUCAUUGGAGGAAGAGUGUCAGCAUCAUUUGGACUUACUCCUCCGCAAGACGGAAAAGGAAAGGGGCGGCGAUGAGGAAAUGCAUGAAAAGAAAAAGACAAGAGAAGAGGGCAAAAUCCAAGUGAGCACAGAAGACCUAAAGUCGGUAUCCACUUUCAGCAGAGACAGCGUCAUCACCAGCUCGGUAUCCAACAUGAUGUCCUCUUCCCCUUGGAUGUUCCCUAGCCACAUGUGGAGCCCUGUGAGCACCCUGAGGCGCAUAGCAGAGAACUACUCCAACUUUAUAGCAGCUCAGCCCUCUGCGGCACACACGGUCACCCUCCCCACCUCCCGUAUCUUACAUUUGCAGGGCAACCGAUACCCAAACACCACAGCCGCUCACUGCUCUGUAGUAACAAGCUUGCAUUAUGCACAAAAUCACUACACUGCCUCUGCACGGAUGGUGAGCAGCAUCGAGGAAGGUCUGCACGUAAGAAGAAAAAAGGCCAAACUGAAGGUUGACAAGACCACUGAGUUGAGCUGCCCUAAUGUGCACCGAGCUGACACCGUUACAGGCUGCACGCACUGUAGUGAACCAGUGCAGCCGGAGUCAGCCUCGUCAUCACCAGUGGAAGCCCGUGCAAGGUGUCGACUCUUUGAGAAAGAUCGGCAUUCCCAAUCCAAUGGACAAGACCUCAGAGGAAGACCCUACCAGUGCCUACACUGUCCCAAAAAGUUUAGUCUCAAACAUCAACUGGACGCACAUCAUCGAGUUCACACAGGUGAGAAGCCCUUCGAGUGUCGUCUAUGCGGCCAGCGCUCUCGUGACUUCUCGGCCAUGAUCAAGCACCUGCGGACUCACGGUGGUGCGUCUCCUUACCAGUGCACCUUGUGUCUGGAGUUCUGCAGCAGCCUGGUCGCCAUGCAGAGGCACGUCAAGAGCCACCCGUUGCAUGACUUCCCCUCGGACUGGAGCAUCAGCAGCACCUACCUGUACACAUCACAUACAAGUCAACACUCACAUAAGCAAUAAUCCAGAAGAAUUUUAGAAAGACUCUUACCUUUACUUUUAGAUUUAUUAGCCAGUAGUUAACGUCUCUGUAUACUUCUAUGACAGAUAAAAAAAAAACAAUGGCCAUUUAGUUAAUAAAGGUUUUAUAACAGUUUGAGACCCAUCUGAUAAUUCCCUUAAAAUGAUUUUAUACGCGAAAAAGUCAACCAGCCUCAUUCGACUUUGGAUGUUCUACUGUACAGUAUACUGUAUGCUACUGCACUUAACAUGCCGUGAUAUCACACAUUAUUCAUAGUUUAAAAAAUAAACAAAUACAUACAUCAUGUACAUAGUACAACAUGUGAUGAAACAUCUUUAUUUAAGCAAAUAACAUCAUAAAUAAAAAAAGUGCAUAGAAAAAUUAAACCGGUUUAGAAAUACGUAUACAAAUAUUUACAAACUCAGGGUUUAUUUGUACAUGGUAACAAAGACAUAAAUUUAAAGAUCACAUAUUUUCUCAUUUUUGUCUUUUACACUUACUUACUUUAAAAUAACCCUACUAUAUAUAUUUAUAUAUUUAUAUAUUUGUGUGUAUAAUAUAACAUAGCUUUAUGAACAGAUUCUGGGUGAGAUGGACAUGAUUUUUCUUCUCGUUUUUCUUUUUUUUUUUUUUUACAGGUUUGACUAGAGCUUUGCAUCCUUCAUCGCAAACACACACCUAAAACAACACAAACAGACGUACCCACGCACACACACACACACACACCAGCUCUGUAGACAUUAAAACCGAGUUAUCCUCUGUUUUUGCAUCAGUAUUCCCAAACAUCUGUCUAAACAGCUGAGGUAGAAUCCUUGCAAUGAGUUGGGAGUGACUCUGUUUUGUUUUGUUUUUUUGUCAGCCAGGUGAUUGACACUCAAUCUGGGCUCCAUCCCAGUGAUUGGACAUGCAAAAUGAAAGGACUCAAAGCUAGACACAAACAUGACCCCGUUGAAAAUACGUUUGGAAAAAUAAGGUACAGGGGGAAGGAAAAGGAUCAUCAUGACUUUAAAGAGGCAAACAGUGCUCGCUUUUUACUUCUGUGGCUUACUCUAAGACCGUCAGUUACUUACUGUGACAACAAAACAUAAAAUUAAAUAAAAAAAUAAUCUUUAAAAAUACCUGGUUUGAAACAAUUUCGGUCAAAAAAAAAAAGGCCAUAAAUGUAUGACGCGAUUGCCUCAAAGGAAAAUUCAAGUAAAUUAGUGAAACAAAGGACAUCACUUGUAAACAAAACAACAAAAGGGCACUACAAAUGGAGCUGUACACCACCACCAUUUAUACAAACAGCAACCUUUCACCAAUAAAAGUAAAUCCAAUAAGCGAAUAAAUAUCACAACUCAUUUCUAAACAGUGUGAAUUCAAUUAACCUUAUUAAUGACAGUACUGAACACCGACUAAGAACAACAUUUCAAUAUAAUUAAGGUGCCGAGCGCAUUGUCUCUAGCUCCAUUUUGACUUACGGCGGCUUGUUGUGAUCCCAAGUGCUGCAUUAAGAAAAGGAGGUGUGCACCAUGUUUACAACAAGCCUGAUGCAGGAGCUAAUGCACACACUCAGUGACAAUUUAUACCAGCACUCUCCCUGAUUUACAAAUCAACAGUAGCAGGAAAUUUGCCAAACGCGAAUUUACGUGGGAUCGCAAAGACUUAUUGGAAUAGAGUAGCAACCAUGAGCGGAAUAAAACAUUAUCUUUAAAAACUGAGAUUCAUCACUCUUAACUUUUGGUAUGGGUAGUGUUUGCUACAUAUUCUAUACAACAAGAAAAAAUAUGUAUUAUGUUUUUUGGCCGUUUCUUUUCAAUUUUGAACUCAAAACAGAAGCUGAUGACUAAAAAAAAAAUGUUUGCUAGACUGUACUUGAACAUACAUGUCCGCUGCAGGGCUCUUUUAGAACAUCUCAGUCAAAGGUGUCAAAUAGACUUCAAUGCUUAGCACCAUGGUUGUCUUCUGAUUCUGGAAAAAUUAUAAGCAAUUAAAAAAAAAAUGUCCACGAUAAGAGAAGUGUAAAACAUGACAUAUGUUUUGGGUGAAUAUAUGGCUCAAGAACUGACCUCACAACAACACAGAUGGGGUAACAAUGUUCCCUUCUCCCGAGGAUGGAGCUAGCGUGAUUACACAGGUUCUAAAGAAAGACAACCCCUCCCUCCAGAAAUGACUAAAACAUAAAAAAAUCUUUCAAAGCUGAGUUGUAGGUUUUCAGCAUUGUUUUUAACAGAUAAGGCUUGACGUGUGGCAAAAAAAUGUGGUUGGGGUCUGGAGCCCCCGCCCAAACAUCGUGCUGCUCUGGAAAUUCUUGUGUUCUCUCAUGUGGCGACCCUGCUGGACCAGCUUUGUAUAACAAGGCAGCCUUAAGCGGAACCUUUAAACACGUAUAAGUGUCGGACAUUCUCUUCUUCUGGUUCCACACACAUAGAACGCUGUCAACUAGUCUCCAUAGUGGCUAAUUCCUAUGCUUAGUGCCUUCCACAUCUUAGAGCUCCAUCCAGUGCAACCUUAAUUUAAGGCUUUCUAGUUAACAACACCCACUCCGUCUUAAACGGGCAAUCUCUCAGUUGAGGAAGCGUCGACAUCGCCGGGCCCCACAGUUACAGUUGAGCUUGUUGCUGGCAUCCUCGAUGGGGAACUUGUAAUCGUAAGUGAGCUCCUCUCCCCUGUAGAUCUUCCUCAAAGCAAAGAUGACAAUAUGCUUUCGGCCCUCCACGUUGAUUACUCGCGAGUAGCAGUUGGGCUCACACGAGUGGUUGAUGAAUCUGGCCGCAUUGCCGUGCAUGGUUGCA